Peronospora farinosa is the source of this 1176-nucleotide messenger RNA. The record is from the annotation of a GenBank genome assembly. Lineage: Eukaryota; Oomycota; Peronosporomycetes; Peronosporales; Peronosporaceae.
AUGGAUCCUGCUGUAUAUGAUGAAGAUGCGUAUCGUGUUCAGUUGCUGCAAAAAAUGCGCACGAGUGAGACGAUCGUGUAUCAAGCGAUUUUUGCCCCGGAAAACAUUUCGGGUGGUGGACCCGUGCUCGUGGCUGCGACAAGCUUGGGGUUGAUACAUAUAUACCGACUCAGUCACGUGAUGACACCGGUAUACUGGGAUCAAGUUGGACGGGGCGAAAUGAGUGCAUUUCCAGGUCCAAAUCUGUCGUUUUUGGCACAUUCGACUCAGAUUUAUUCACUUUGUUUUGCGGGCAAUGACACGACCCCAUUACUAAUUAGUGGAGGAGAUCAGGAUUUUCGAGUGUGGAAGUGGAAGGACAUUUUGUUGGCUGUGGAAGAUCCUGCACGGACUAAAACACUAGAACCUGUACAUAUUGGUCGCUUAAAGUGCCGUACAUUAGGAUUUAGAGGAGCACUAUUACCAGCUACGGAGAUUAAUGAUGUGACAGUGAGCAAGAAUACUGGACAUUUGUUCUUGGCGGGUGGAGACAGCGUCGCACACGAGUGGGAUAUCGACACGCAGCAGUUUACAAGACAGUUCGAAGGCCAUGAGGAUUACUUGCAUGCUGUACGUCAUUUGCAGCAUUCGCAGGAGCUCGUGACGGGCUCUGAAGAUGGCACACUCGGUAUUUGGGAUGUCCGUCAAAGCAAAAAGGUGGAAUUUCUGCGUCCUCAGCAAACAACGCAGUCCUCGUCGUCAGUAUUGUCGUCAUUAUGGAUUGGUGCUGUUGCACACGAUGAGUCUGAAAUGUGGCUAGCAUGUGGCGGUGGAACCAAACGAUCUCCUCGCUGUCACUCUCAUCGAGCACCAGCUACUGGUGGUUUCUUGGGUAUGUGGCAUUUACCCUCACGGGUGCCCGUGCACUACACUGCGACGACAUGCGAUGUGCAUGAUGUCGUUUUUCAUCACAUGGAAUUGCUUAGUGUGGGAAAUGAUGCCAGUUUGAAAAAGUGGAAUCGCAGCUCUGGUCAAUUGCUUGCAGCUACCAGAUCGACCCUACCGUCCUGCCAUUUUUGUGUGGUUGACAAGGCUACUGAUGUAAUUGCUGCUGGUGGUGCUGCACCUGCUAUUGAUAUUUACACCAUGUCCGGUGUUGUUAGUUUUUCACUGGUUGUUGCGGACAAGGAGUGUUAA